Messenger RNA from Talpa occidentalis (Iberian mole), 864 nucleotides. It is a transcript of the gene IFT43, whose product is annotated as intraflagellar transport 43. The record is from RefSeq and is a predicted model, not a curated record. The transcript is spliced from 9 exons. Gene Ontology annotation, biological process: intraciliary retrograde transport. Gene Ontology annotation, cellular component: intraciliary transport particle A; cilium. Bases 10 to 633 code for a protein of 207 amino acids. NCBI's taxonomy places the organism in Eukaryota, Metazoa, Chordata, Mammalia, Eulipotyphla, Talpidae.
GCCGCGGAGAUGGAGGACGUGCUGGACCUCGGCGUGGAGCGGCGCCGCGGCUCGGCCACCUCCGGGGCCAAGAUGGGUCGCCGAGCUCAACAGCAGUCAGCUCAAGCGGAGAAUCAUCUCAGCGGCAAGACUUCCUUUUCAGCUCUGUCUGGAGAGGUGCCCCCUCCCAAGCCACCCCGCCGACAAGGAGGCUGGGCAGAUGACUCCACCAAGGCCUACAAGUCAGGAAGAAGAGCUUCUGAAGAAAUGGAGGUUCACCGCCUCAGACAGCAGAGCCUGGAUGGAUCAGAUGAUGGAGGAGAUAUACCUGUUAUUCCAGAUCUGGAAGAAGUACAGGAAGAAGACUUUGUUUUGCAAGUGGCAGCCCCUCCUAGCAUCCAGGUCAACCGGGUGAUGACUUACCGUGAUCUGGACAAUGACCUCAUGAAGUACUCGGCCUUUCAAACCUUGGAUGGAGAGAUCGACCUGAAGCUCCUCACUAAAGUCCUGGCACCGGAGCACGAAGUCCGGGAGGACGACAUCAGCUGGGACUGGGACCGACUAUACACUGAGGUGUCCUCGGAGCUCCUCACCGAGUGGGACCUGCUGCAGUCCGAGAAGGAGGACCCGGUGGGGCAGCCCUCGCACACCUGAGCCCCGGGGUCCAGCAGACCCCUUUUCUGGGCCUGAAUCAUCUCUCUGUGGACUGGACAAAAUGCAGUAAGCCCAAAACUAAAGAAGCUGGCAAGCAGCUUAAAACUUUUAUAUGGAAUAUUUUGUGAUAAAAAUAUUUAUUUUCAGUAGACCACAUUGGAUCACUCACUUGUAAUAAAUCGCUUUAUUCUCUGGUCGUUGCUUCCAUUUCUGUCAACACCCUCUGGGGAA